GUGUAAUAUAUUGUAUAACACGUUAAGUUCAAAAUCAAUACACAAAUAAAAAUUUACACAAUUAUUGUCCACAAAAUUGUCGACUAAACUAACAAAUGAGUGGACAAAUCAUUACCAAUUGAUCACCAAAUUGGUCAUCCGAUUCAACAAUUGAUUGAUUGAUUGAUUUGUUUUUAAAUACCACAACAACAACAACAACACCAACGAUAUGAUGAUAGAUUCAAACGACAUAGAAAUCCAGGACGUAUUGGCUGCCGAUGUCGAAGAAGUGGUCGACUAUGAAGAAGUGGAUGAACCGGAACUACCCGUUAAUAUCCAGUCGUGUCUACUGUUGAACAAUGUCUACAUUGAAUCCAUUGAUGAACUAAAACAAUAUCUUCAGUCGAAACGCCGUGAAAACGAUAGCCGACAGCUUGAACUACAAAACAAUAGUCACCUGAAGACUGUUAAGGACGUGACAAUCAAUAACUAUGGUUAUAGUCAUCCGAAUUCGUUGAUACCGUUUAUGUCGCCUUAUUUUAAGGACGUUAAAGGACUGUCGGCGCCGGCAAAUGCCGAUACAUUGGAAAAGCGUAGCAAUGGUCACAUCAACGAAGCCUAUGUCUGUCAGAAUAAGCCGUGGAAUGUUGUCGAACGACAGAAACUGAAGACAAUGCUUAUGAUGGACGCAAUGGAAAGGGCUUACAAACCGCUCAGAGAUGAAAAAGAAUUGCUGACCAGAAAUAAGGCCGAUAUUGUUAAGAAUUUGCCGCGAAUUACUGAGUUGACCGGUUUGAUUGAUAACAUGUCCAACGAUAAGAACAUACCGAUUCCCGAUCGAUGGGAUCCGUCGCUUGAUUGGCUUCGAUUUGCUACCGAACUGGACACCGAUCAUACGGCUGACGAUUGCGAACUCUAUUGGAAUAAUUUUCUUCAUCCGUUGGUGAGUAAGACUGAAUGGACUAAAGAUGAAGACAACCGAUUGGAAAAGUUGGUCAAAAAGUAUGGUAUGCGUGACUGGGAUCGAGUUUCACAGGAGUUGAACACUGGACGACUAGCCUGGCAGUGCUGUCAACGAUAUCAGUCGGAACUGAAUCGCGAUCUCAAACGUGUCGGACCGUUGACCAAAGCCGAGGCCGAAACUGUCGAGAAAGUGAUCGAUUCGUGUCGUGUCGGCGAUUACAUACCCUGGCAUCAGGUGAAGUAUUUUAUCGAAGGUCGCACUUUGCCGCAGAUCAAGCACUACUGGAAUAAGAUAAAUGUUGUCAAACGUGGCGACCAGUGGUCCGAUGACGAGAAUAAGGUACUGAUGGCGGCCGUCAAAAAGUACGGUACACACAACUGGCGCAAAGUGGCCCAAUACAUACCGGGCCGCAGUAAUCGACAGUGUCGGGAACGAUAUAUGAUGCGCCUUAACUUUGGCACCGAUCGUAAAUUAGGUAAUUGGAUGCCACAGGAGGACAAACUGAUACUGGAUUUGGCUCCGAAAUGUGACUUUCAUUGGAUUAAACUCGAAAACAAGAUUAAGGGCCGCAAUGCUCGGCAAAUUGCCAGCCGUUACGAACUGUUAAUGAAGUAUAACAAUGUUGGCAAAGAUGUGCGCAAAACAAAGUCCAAAUUUGGCAACAAAUCGACAUUUGCUACGAAAACGUUGACCGUUCGGAACCGUUUGUACGAAAAGAUACGUCAUAUGAUUAAUCGCCAGCAGAACAGCGGCAACGAUAACUUGGACCGCAUUUUACGUGUCGGCAAAGCCAAGUUGGCCAAGAAGUUGGAACUGGAAAAGUCUGGCGUUUCGGUAACAACUCGUUCGGGACGACCGAAAAAGACGGUUAAUGAAGAGAAUAUCGACGCCAAGAUUACCCAACUGUUCGCAGCCUAUGAUCACAAGUCUAGUCCGAAAAAGUGUGUUUCCCUUUCACCGCAAGACCAAUGUGUCUAUUCGACCACCAAAAACGUGUUCAACGAGUUGAUUACGGGAACGCCGUUCGAGUCGACCACCGAAUUGGCCGAAACUAUUCGUCUGGUUGUUAACGAAUUGGUCACUGGAUUUCCCAAAAAUGAAAUCAAUGCCAAUAGUGAAAGUAAUUUAUCAGUAGAUGCUUCGGGUAAUAAAAUUAUGACUGUUAUCGGAGUGCCAAACUCGGAGUCACAAAUGAUGAACAAUUCGGGCGACUCUGAAAUUAUAACUACCUGUGAUAUUACUGAUGCAGACAUGACUACCUCUAGACGACACGAAUGGACGGCACCACCGAUACUACCGCCCAAUAAGGCCACUGUUAAGGCACUUCGGGGACUACUUAUACAUUCAGAUUAUUUUUCGCAAAUUAUUGCCAGAUCUGAGAUACCAUUAGAACAAUUCAAGGAAGUGCUCGAUAGUGAUCCAACAUAUAGAAAACUAUUUGCCGAAUUCAAGUCAUUAUUCUAUUGGCCGGCACUGUUGUCGAUGUCGGAUCCGCCCGAACGAAGCAACCGAUCCAAUGAUCAAUCGGAGGAGUCAGUGAACGGUCAACGGCCGGCUAUCAAAGGUCGCAAUCGUAAGUCGUGGCUCAAAAACAGUCAGUCGCGGUCACGUAUGAUCGAGAUUCGCACCAAUCAAACAAAACUAAUCGAUUCGGAAAUGAAACGAGUGGCCAAUUCGAGAACGGCUAACACUGGUGGCACUGCUGGCGGCAGCGGUAGUGUUAAUAAUGAACAACAAUCGACGGCCGCGGAUGACAACAAUGAACCGUUGACUGUCGAGUCAACACUGGCGCCCUGGUAUGUCACUCGAAAGGAUCGCCGCUAUUACAAUCUAAAGUCACUUAAGAGAGACUCGUUUGUCUUUACACGAGUCCGUCCCAAGUAUUCGUCAAUUGAGCCGACCGGUGAUGGCCAUCACAACAACAACAACAACAACAUUGAUGAUUCAGGAUCUGAGACCGAAAUCGAGACCAACGACUACAGUGAACCGCCGGUUAAAGUCGAAUGAUUUGCAAAAUGAUUUGUGGUUUAAUUGUCUGAUUACAAGUCAUUAUUUAAUAAUAAAAAAACAACAAUUCAACCAACAAAUCAAUAAUAUAAUAAUUACCGUAAAAUGCAAAUACGGUAUCAAUAAAUAUAUAUUUCAUAUACUGUAUAUAUAUAUAU
Messenger RNA from Oppia nitens, 3108 nucleotides. RefSeq lists its product as uncharacterized. Lineage: Eukaryota; Metazoa; Arthropoda; Arachnida; Sarcoptiformes; Oppiidae. The coding region runs from base 209 to 2950 and encodes 913 amino acids. The transcript is spliced from 3 exons. The record is from RefSeq and is a predicted model, not a curated record.